Molecule: messenger RNA, 1704 nt
Organism: Xenopus laevis (African clawed frog)
Lineage: Eukaryota; Metazoa; Chordata; Amphibia; Anura; Pipidae
Gene: wnt8a.S
Product: Wnt family member 8A S homeolog
Exons: 6
Coding region: 72-1148 (358 amino acids)
Biological process (GO): positive regulation of transcription by RNA polymerase II; regionalization; neuron differentiation
Cellular component (GO): extracellular region
Molecular function (GO): frizzled binding; cytokine activity; signaling receptor binding
Source: RefSeq, a predicted model, not a curated record
UGCUCACUUUUCAUUUGGUUCAUUUGCUGGGGAUACUGUGCAAUCAUUACCCCUGGAUAUCAGCCUUCACCAUGAAAAGCGCCACUUUGUUUGUCCUUGCAACUCUUCUGAUAUUCUGCCCAUUCUUCACUGCUUCAGCAUGGUCAGUCAAUAACUUUCUGAUGACAGGACCCAAGGCAUAUCUGACAUAUUCUGCGAGUGUUGCCGUGGGUGCGCAAAGUGGAAUUGAGGAAUGUAAACAUCAGUUUGCGUUGGAAAGAUGGAAUUGCCCUGAAAGUACCCUGCAGCUUGCUACCCACAAUGGACUUCGCAGUGCAAGCAGAGAAACCUCGUUUGUUCAUGCAAUUAGCUCAGCGGGAGUUAUGUAUACACUGACGAGAAACUGCAGCAUGGGGGACUUUGAUAACUGCGGAUGUGAUGACUCCAGAAAUGGCCGCAUUGGUGGCCGAGGCUGGGUAUGGGGCGGCUGCAGUGAUAAUGCAGAAUUUGGUGAGCGGAUCUCUAAACUAUUCGUCGAUGGCUUGGAGACGGGACAAGAUGCCAGAGCCCUAAUGAACUUGCAUAACAAUGAAGCAGGAAGACUUGCAGUGAAAGAGACAAUGAAGAGAACUUGCAAGUGCCACGGAAUAUCUGGCAGUUGCAGUAUACAGACUUGCUGGCUUCAGCUGGCCGAGUUUCGGGACAUUGGCAAUCACUUAAAGAUCAAGCACGACCAAGCACUAAAACUUGAGAUGGACAAGAGGAAAAUGAGGUCGGGUAACAGCGCUGACAACAGAGGAGCAAUUGCUGGUGUCUUCAGUUCCGUGGCUGGGUCUGAACUUAUUUUUCUUGAAGACUCUCCUGAUUAUUGCUUAAAAAACACCAGUUUGGGUCUCCAGGGGACGGAAGGACGAGAGUGCCUGCAAAGUGGCAAGAACUUGUCGCAGUGGGAGAGAAGGAGCUGCAGGAGGCUUUGCACAGACUGUGGCCUCAGAGUGGAAGAGAAAAAGACUGAGAUUAUCAGUAGCUGCAACUGCAAAUUUCACUGGUGCUGCACAGUCAGAUGCGAGCAGUGCAAACAGGUUGUGAUAAAGCAUUUCUGCACCAGAAAGGAACGGGAUUUCAACAUGUUGAACACAAAAAGGAAGAACAGAGGCCACAAGAGAUGACGACAUUCAAGAUAAUGUCUAAAAUGGUUAACUCAGCCAGUAGAUUGCUUUGUCUUCAGGAUUUUAUCCUUAAUUUAUGGACUUCAAGUAACGUAAAAGUAUAAGCUAUAAAGGUGGUCUGUUGUAAAUAUUUUAAUAUAUGCACUUUUGAAUAUUCAUUGUACUCUCGGCAGUGUUACGGUUUCUACACCGCAGGCGAUUCCAUGAAACAGAAAUAUAGUUUCAUGUUUAUUUGACGAGAAAUAUAUGAAUUAAUUCAAUUCGUCUUUUCCACAAAUUCAAUGUAAAAAGGUUUUGAGACUAGGGUUGCCACCUUUUCUGGAAAAAAAUACCGGCCUUCCUAUAUAUUUAACUUUUUUCCCUAUUAAUAACAUUGGGAUCAACCAUCAUUUUUACCGCUCAGGCCGGUAAAAUAUCGGCCAAGUGGCAACCCUAGUGGCAACUCUACCUGAGACAUAUACGGAAUUUGCAGACAUUCUUUGCAUUGCAUAGAUUGUUUUUUUCUUUGCUCAUUUUGUAUCAUCAUCGGUAUUUAAUAAAAAUAUUUUUACAAAGA